CAGCGGGAGUACAUGAACGGCAGCCACCACUGGCUCGUCUUCUCAGACACUCCACUAGUGCCUGUAGAAGUGGACAAGCUGAGACUGCGGCUGGACAGCGAGCUGGUAUGGGUGACCAGGGAAAGUGGUUCGGGCACCUUCACCUUUCACGACCUCUACAAGAUAGACCACAACUGGCCUGUGGUUGACACAGUCACUGGGACCUGGCACAUGUCCACCGGUCUUCGGUACAACCUCGCCCAGUGGAAGUACCACCCCAGCCGCAGGGGCAACUUGCAAGGACUUAAUCUUUUGGGAGUUUUAAUUGUCACCAAUAUUUCAACUGAAAAUAUCCAUGAGGAAAUACUUAAACCAGAAACCAAAGAUAAAGAUUUGAUGGCAGUAUAUAAUUACCGGGUUAACAUGCAUAUCAGAAGAAUGUUUAAUUUUACGUGA
Molecule: messenger RNA, 435 nt
Organism: Bacillus rossius redtenbacheri
Lineage: Eukaryota; Metazoa; Arthropoda; Insecta; Phasmatodea; Bacillidae
Exons: 2
Coding region: 13-435 (140 amino acids)
Source: RefSeq, a predicted model, not a curated record